Messenger RNA from Paramuricea clavata, 35205 nucleotides. The record is from the annotation of a GenBank genome assembly. NCBI's taxonomy places the organism in Eukaryota, Metazoa, Cnidaria, Anthozoa, Malacalcyonacea, Plexauridae.
AUGUGGAAUGAAAGCUGGAAGACAACAGUGAAAUUAGACAAUACUAGCAGUUGGUGGAAUACAUGGGGGUUGUUCAGAGAAUUUGAAACCUGGAACUGUUGGACUGUUGGAGUCCCUGGAAAGGAAAUGCAAGGAAAACGAUGUGUUGAUGGAGUAAAGAAGAGCAAGUUAUUUAAAGAGAAGCUGUUCCCGAAGAUCUAUAAAGAAGAUGUAAAGUUGUUUGAACAGUCUAAUUCAAAUAUGCUUAGGUCUAUAUCAGUUUACUAUAAUAGGAGAGUAAUGGGUAAGGAGAGUAUAAAUCAGUAUAUGAAAGUAGUUCAUAUAUGUGAGUGCCUGGUAAGAAAGGGGCUGUGCGUAUUAAGGUCGCCAACUGUCCUGCCCCCCGGCUUGUUCCCUACCACAGGUUGAUGGCUUACAUUAAGUCUGUAGACAUUGGUAAGUUGUAUAGUGUUGGCGAGAGGUUUUGUGUUGGGUUGGAGGAGAGUGAAAAGGUUAAUGGUUGUUAUUGUGAUAUUGAAGAUCUACUGGUAAAGUUGUUAAUCAUAGCCAAUUCCAGGUCACACUUGACGAAGCUAACACUUUUUAUGUUGCUCUAGGUGGCGAUGGUACGAUGGUAUGGAAAGAUGACACAGCUUGCUCUUGGCUUGUAAGCUUCCUGAACAUUGGGCACGGCGUCUUGAGCAGCAAUGAAAACUUUCUUCUUUUUGGGGCAAACUGUUCAGAAAACUGUUUGCCUGUGAAGCGUUUUUUUAAUCAGUUGAUGCUCGACAUCAACAAAGUCCAGACCACCUCGUACUCUAUUGCAUGCAAAGGAAAGGCUAUUAAUGUUAGAUUUGUUUUUGCAGAGCUCCCCAACGACAUGAAAAUGCUAUCAUUCUUAGCAGGAGAGCUAAGCAAUAGCACAACUUUUUUUUCUACAUUUGCAGAUGUUGACAGCAAAUCAAUUUCAGCCAAUGGUACAGCAACAUUUGGUCGUAAGUCCUCGGAUACGUGGAAACCCUGGAAGUAUUCUCACCAGGUUAAAGUUGCGAAAGUGGUGGAGAAAUUUAAACAGACGUUCAACCGGAAGAAUGUGUUGGAGAAAACCAAGAGAUCAAACAUUACUGUGUUCAUUGGCCAGCAGGGUAGCCGACAAGAAUUUAUACCAUUAGUUGGUGAAAUGAUUGAUCGAGCCCAUGUUGAUCCGCUACAUUUAAAAAAUAAUGCAUGUGCUCUAGCACACCGUUAUCUUUUAAAAUUAGCAGUCAGCACCUCAAAUCUAAACUCUUUCAUCUUUUAAACAGGUUCCGCCAAACACUCCGUUUUUUAAAUAUGUUGAAACUCUUAGAGGAAAAUGUAAGUUGAACAGGUUGGCUAAGAGAAUAAUCAGGUGGUAUAAUGAUUGUGGUAACUGUGGGAAGGAUUUUGAAUAUCGAUUUACUGGUAAGGAUUCACAUAUGUUUUUAUACAAUUUCAUGUUGCUAGUUGAUUUGCUGGAGGAAAAAAAUUUUCUGGACAAAUCCUAGAUACUUCAUAUUCACGCUUAUAUCUGCCUUUGCUUGCGAAAUGCUGUUUCAUUAUUCAGUCAAGUUAGCAUAACAGAUGAUCAACAGGUGCAAGAGCUGGAAAACCAUUGCCAAGAGUACUAUCGAGGAUAUUGGUUGUUUCGUUCUGUUAAUCCGACUGUUUGGACACUAGGCCAGGUUAUUCCGGAGCACACGAAGGAGAUGAAGCAGGCUUAUGGAAUGGGCCUUGGCUUAAAUUCGAUGGAAGGAAGAGAAGCUAAGCAUAUUGCAAUAGCUAAGUAUGCGGCACAUACAAUGCAUGCAUGUCGAUGGGAGCAGGUAUUCCAUCAUGAAUACAUUUCUCUGAUUUGGCAACCCAAAGUUGUUUCGAAUUGUUACGUAGAAUCGUAUGUUGACGACACAAAGACGUUUAUAUCAUUUUCCUUAUCAGAAGCCAACCUUGGCCUGUUAGCCUUUCCCAAUAUCUCAGAAAUAUAGCAGAAUGGUGUUGUUCUAAUAAGCUUCUAAUGAAUCCCUUGAAGACAGAGUUUGUGAUAUUUGGAAUGGAGAAAGCGAUAAAGAACCUGCCAAACUUAUCAAUUCCUUUUCUAGGAAAAAUAUUAACACCUGUCAGAGUUUGUAAAGACCUUGGUCUCACUUUAGAUGCCACUCUGACAUUUGACAAUCAUAUCAAUUCAUUGACGUCGACCCUAACAUCAAGUCUGUGUCAAAUCAACAGAGUUCGACACUUGUUCAACAAGAAUGCCUUGUUGGUCAUGAUAAACUGCCUAGUAUUUAGCAAACUUUAUUAUUGCUCCUCGGUUUGGUCUGGCACCACCCAAAAGAACGUUAAGAAACUACAACAAGUACAGAACUUUGCAGCACGAAUCGUAACCGGAACUUGAAAGUAUGAUCACAUCACCCCGGCUUUAGAUAAGCUGGGAUGGUUGUCAGUGAACGACUCUCUAUUGUACCGUAAUGCUAUUAUGAUGUAUAAAAUAGUUCAUGGUCUUGCACCUGCCUACCUUAGUUCCAAGCUAGUAAUCCGUUCGCAAGUUCAUAAUCACUUUACUAGGCAGGCAAAUGACUUAAACAUAUUACGAUGUAGAACAUCUAAAGCUAAGCGAUCCUUUUUUAAUCAUGCAGCACUGCUGUGGAACUCAUUUGAUCUUUCGACUCGAAACAUUUCAACUCUAGGAGGAUUUAAGAAGGCCGUACGAACAGAGUUAAUCAAUAGACAGAAUUAAUUUUUAAUAGUCCUCGUAAUAUACAGUAAUUCUAGUUUAGCUACAGACAAUCUAUCUUUUUAACAUAAGUUCUAAAUAAUUGCAUGUAAAUAUCAUAUUACUACACUUCUUUGUAAAUUAGUUAUGAAAAGCCCUUAUGGGGAUUAACUAAUAAAUCAUAUUGUAUAUUGUAUUGGCUACGAGUUCACGGUUAUGCCCCUAACAUCAGCAAUAGCCUUUCCAAUACUCCAGCUUCGUAUAUCCCAAAGCGGGUCUUUAAUAAAGACCCAAACUUUUGCAAUUGUGGUUUAGAUAAGGACAUAUCAGACAAAUUUUGUAGAUUUUGUGACCAUGGAACGAGGAAGAAGAUCAAAGACUGCAUCGUGAAAUGUAAGAAACUUAUUUAACUUCUGUACUGCAAUAGACCCUUUCGAUAAUUACGUCACAUAUCUCGAGAAUGUUGGCCUCGCUUAUAUUAUUAUGCGAAUGUUGCUUCCAUGCAGGCCACAACGAGAUACAUGACGUAAUUAUCAAAAGGGUCUAUUGGAUUUCUAAAGCAAGUGUUAAGAGCCGCAUAACAGUUUUAUUAAUUAUUAACCAAAGUACGAAAUUGAAGUUAAUUCCGAUUAAUUACAACAACCUAGAUAGUUGCAGAUCGUUGGUAUGUCGUUUACAAUUGCGGCCAUUACAGACAUUAAUUUUUGGUGAUCACAAUUAACAUUUGACUUCAUUUAUCCUUGGAAGAAACAUCUGGGUAAAAGCUCUGCUCACAGUAAUGCGGUGCUUAGCACUUGCUUAAGUUUUACGUGGUGGUGACACUGAUCUAAUAUGGUGACUUUUGUUAGCGACUCUGUCCUUUUGCUGAAUGCAAAUGAUUGUACUGUUUGAUUGCUUUUGCUUCAAAUAUACUUGUUCGCAGGCAACGUGAGUAGAACGCGACUACCAAGGGUCACCAGUGUAAACGAGACAUAAAGAAUAGAACGAGUUACAUGCAGCAAUUUUUUUUACCAGGAAGAUGGCAAGGCAAUAAAAUACUUAUUUGCGUGGGAAGGAAGUCUAUUGCUAAUACUAUUGCAUAUCAUCAUUAAAAUUCCGAGUUCUGCGUAACAUCGCAUGUGUUUUUGAUGUUAUAUGUUAUGGUAGUAUUAAAGGCUGGGUUGAUUUGUUGGUGUGUUUGAAAGAUGGGAGUCGUUGUAUGAUACAGUGCAUUGGGCAGUCUGUGGACUUUAAUUUAAAUGGUCAAGAACCUGUUAAUCUGUCAUUUUUAUAUAUUACAUGAGGAGUAUUUAUUACAAGAUUCACUCAUGUUUUUCAUUUCUCCUUUAAGAGCCGAAUUUUGAUUAUGCUGUACAGUUAUAUGUGCAGUUUUAUGUAAGGUAAUCUUAAAUAUAUUGGUGGGGGACAUUGCCUAACAUAUUCAACAGGUACUAAAAACAUCCAAGAUAUGACCUGCAGUCCUGAAUAUUAAAAAAAAGCUGUGGCAGUAUUUCUUUGCUCCAUUGGCACUGCAUUUUAGGAGGUUUGUUAAACUUUUUGUACACCAACAACAACACAAUUUUUCUCUAAGAGUGCUGUUUGAAACAAAAUGAUUAGGAGUCUAUAGGUGUUGACGGUUUACCUAGAUAGCUAGUUCGCAGAUAUUUGUUAGUGAACAAGUAAUUAUAACAGAAUACUAUAAGUGGUAAAUGUACAAUUUGAACCUGCAAGUGCUACUUUUUAGCAUAUGUUGGUGCCUUGGUGGGCAAAUUGAUUAAUCAACUUCCUUAGUUAACUUGCAAUAUCAAUGUCAAUCAAAAUUAUCUUACCAAAACUGCUUAGCCUUUUUAUUUUCAAGGUGUUUUAAUACGUGCAGUACAUCGAGCUAUAAUUUUUCUGAUGUUUUUAGUAUGUUUGGUGACCUUUUAUUUCCAGCCUGUUUACUUAUACAGUACAUAAUGCGUCGUACUAAUUAAGAGGAAUAUUUUGUAUGUCACGUAAUAUUCGCUCAAAGCUCAAUUACGACGUAUCUUAGAAGUUCAAUUUUUAGACGUUUAAUUUCCUGCUUAAAAUACAGAUAAUGUAUGAAAUGCAUCAAGGUACAAUUUCUCUUUUGUGCCCUUUUAUGCAAAGAAUUCAAGUGGGGGUCAACGUGGGGGAUUAAAGUCCUUUCAACCCUUGAUCGACAUAGCCUGCGAGCGAGUGUGACGAGAGCGAGUGUGACGUCUGAUCAUAUGAAACCCAAGAAUAUCUUCAGAUUGCAUUAUUUGCACAGGAGACUUGUGUGUGAUCGUUACAGAUUGAAUUAAGGAAGACAGAAAAAAACAACACAAAGCAAAUUUGUCAUUCGAAUAAUGUAACAAACUUAUAGUUUAACCAACGAAAGGUAGUAUAUUGUAAAAAGUGAACCCUUUGGAAUUAAAUACAAUUGGUUGUUGAUAAGAAAAUGCUAAUUGGAAUUUCAAUUACAAAGAGUUCACUUUCUAUGAAUAUACUCACUUUUUAUAUUAUAACAUACAUACAUGGCAGAUGCAUUAUUUAGAAACAUCAAUACAUGUGUAUAAAGCAUCUAAUGGGCCAAAUGGCUUUUACAUGGCUACAUGCCCUGGACAAUCAACUUUAAACUAUUUUUCACUUUCUAAUGUUACCAAAACUGUUUCAGUACGUUAAGUUUAUUAGCUAUAAUAUAUACUGUUCAUAUAAAAAACAUGCAAAUUAAAUACCAUAUGAUGCAUACUUAGCAUAAUAAUUUUCUAAUAUCAUGUUUACAAAAUGAUAUUGUGAGUUGAUUUGUUUGUAUAACUUACAGUCAGUCUCUGUUUUGCCAAGUCUUUGAUUACUAAGGGGCUGCUUAUAUGGAAGCCGAACUGUUGUGUUGCACAGUUGUGAAAAUAACUUGCAGCGGCAUCUUUGAACUUUCAUCCUGGCAACCGGGUCAGCCCGCUUGUGAGUGUUUUAUGGGGAAAUUUUCAUCCCUGUAAGCGAUCACUUGCCUCUAUCAAGCGAUAUCUCAGCAAGCAGACUGAUAAAUACACAAUAAUUUUUACUAUAGAAAUAACUGCACAGCAAGAUCUCGCUUACCAAGUCUCGCUUAGGGCCGGUCAUUAUUUAUGGAAGGGGGGUAAGGGGAAUUUUUUCUUUUCUAAAGUGAAAGCACGCCUUAAAAGAGCAGAAAUUUAAUGAUGACCCCCCUGCAUAUUAGAAUAUUUUUCUUUAACCCCCCCCCCCCAAUUUUAUUUUUACUCAUCAAAUAAGGCGUUAUAGUGUUAAUUAUUAAAUAAGAAUAUGGAACUGACUGAUUUUAACGUAGACCAAAAAUAUAUAUUAGCAGAAAAUUAUAAUUAAAAGAGGAGUAUUUUUAUAUAUAACACUAAAAUCAGGUUUCCAUUUGGUCUGGGCGAUUGUAACCAUGUUUAACGGCAGAGUAUUAGUGUUUGGAGGAAGGUGCCGUUUGUGGUCCAAGGCUGCAACUAGACUUGAUGGCACGAAGUAUUGCCAUAGCAGCUGCGCAGCAACAAUGAAAGUAACAAUCAGUAAUAUUAGCAGCAAAAGGAGAUAACUUCCGGCACCAGUCACACUGACAAGUCAGUGGGAACGAAAUACAAUGUAUAGUGGUCUAUACAUCCUAUUUUAUGUGAGAUUAAAAAUUAUAUAAAAUAAAAUGACAUACUACCAGAUAAAAUCCUCUAGAAUAAACAUGGAUGGGUGGGGUAAAGGUAUCGAAGCGCUAAACUUGCUGCAGCUAGGCAAAGCAUACAAUGGCAGAAUGAAUACCCAGACCGAAGCACUAAUCACAAUGCACGAAACAACCCCCUUUGAUCGAUAUGAUGUCACAGACUCCCCUCAUAAUACAUCCUUUCCCCUGCAUAAUACAUCCGCCACUAACCUUGCUUAAAUGUAUUUAACCACAUCAGUGAGGACUGAUUUGCAUACAGCACACAAAAGACAAGAUAAAUCCAGACUAUUUCACAUCAGUGACCAUGAUUUAGUUGCGACAUUUACAACCAAAUGGUACCACGCCACAGACCACGCUUAUUAAGCAAAUUCCUUCAAAUUUAAUUGCAACUCCCCCCCCUUCAUUUUCUUGAAAAAAAUUAAUAGCCCCCCCCUUCCAGUCAUUUUAUUUAUACAUAUGGCCCCACUUGUUCCCCUUCCAUAAAUAAUGACCGGUCCCUUAGGUAUAAGCGUAAAAAUAGGGGCUCAUACAGUUUUCGAGGUUGUAAAAUGCAUGACUUGUCUCUAUUUUCAUUUUAAUGUUUCGACAGCAAAGUAGCAACUGUUUCAGAUCGAAUGCACACGGACAGCACACCAGAGACAAUGGCAGAGUACUGAAAUAGAACGUCACUAAAAAACGUGUGUCAUGUCCAUUUUCAACAUAAAACAGUCAUUUAUUUUGCACCAAACAUUUGGCAAUAUUUACACAAUUGCGCCUUUUUGUAAAGGCAAUUGCGUGGCUCAUUUUGCUCGUGCAUGCUCAGACAAAUUUCCCACCUGUUUACCAUGCAUGUAUUCUCUUCGAGAAAUUAAAUCUUAAAAUACCCAAGGUUAAUCAGUUUUUAUCAGUUCAGAUUUAGCUAUAAUUUCACUUAGCUACAUAGAUUUUUUUCAAUCUUAUACACUUUUACACUUUGCCUAAAAAUUAGUCUUUGUUGUAAAAUAUAUAUUAGCCUGCAUGGUAAUGCCGCAAAAAUAUAAAAUAAUGAAAAUGGUUGUAGCUAGUUUUCGAAUCGGUCAAUUACCGGCAAAUUUGGAAUUUUUCGUUACAAGCAAAAAAACCACAUAAAUUUUCAUCCGGAUGUGUUCACUUUGAAAGGGAUAGUUGGUGCCUUCCCGAUUUUUGUCCCAUAACGACUUUUUGAUGAUGCAUGGGAUUGCUGUGGAAUGUAGUACUCGAUAUUACAAUUCUAGUAUAAUUGACUGACUAUUUAAUUAGCAAUGUAGUAUUUUUUAUGUAUUUGGGGGGCCAUGUUACUUUGUAUAUCAUUUUGAAAUAUGCAAAUGAAGAUAACCCGAACUACACACAUGUUAAUUAUAGAUGGUGAUCAGCCAAUUAAAUAAAACACUGUCACUGAUAUGAAAUACAGCACUUGAGAGAAGUCCCAUCCAUCGAAAUGUUCUAGGAAAUACCGCCUUCAAAUUUUAGCACAUAAAUAAAAAAUUACGGUUGACAACAACUCUCACUUUCAAAAUAAGCACUAUCCGGUACGUAAUAUUUUGCAUAGUUUAAUGCUUGUAACAAAAAAUAUCAUCGACAGUGUUUCCUAGACACUUUUCAGUUAAAGCUUGGCCGGUCGUCUAAUAGUGAGAAAAGACCCCCACCUACAUUAUGAGAAGUGGAGGAGGGGACAGCGGAAAGUAUAGUCAUUUUUAUUUCAAUUUUUCAGUUAAAAAGUUACCGAUCAUUCGUCGUAACUUUUAUUGAUUUCGUUUUCAUCUUCACUCUAUAUAUUUCUUCUGCGAACAAUCGCGACAUCGCGUAAAGUCUAUAACUAGGUUACCCACAGGGCAGUAAUGCUGCCUUCUACAGCAAAAGACAAACUACAAGGUGUUGAACGAGUCCUUCAGAAACAUCCUAUAAUUGUUAUCCUUGCAGGUUAACCCAUUUACUGACAGUACCCUACCACUGACUGAGUAUUAAAAAUCGUCUGGCGUUGGACAGGGUAAACACUAAAGUAGGGGUCAUUACUGUGCUGAUGGAUUAACAAGAGACAUUGGCAGAUAGGUUUGUUAACCCAUUUACUGGCAGUACCCUAUACCACUGACGAGUAAAAUCUUCUGGCGCUGGACAAGGGAAGGGCGCAUUGCCAGCUAAUGGGUUAAACCACCGUGGUUAAACAUAAUAUUUGAUGCUCUAGGAAAUGUCAACAAGCUAUCAGUGUAACAUCCCAGUUUGAUUUCUCGGUAUAUACAAAAUUAUUUUAAAGUAUAACAACCAGCGAAGAAGUAAGCCACUAACUACCCUGCGCGGCUGCGCGCAGACUAUAUAAUGACAUAUAUAUGUCAUCCGUCCGGUCCGUCCGUCAUUCAUCCGUCCAUCCGUAUCCGCGUUUUAUCCUACCCGUUUUUAAAACACAAAGUUUGCAUAAUUAAGGCAGUGCGGUUCGUCAUGGCAACAUUUUCAAAAGCGGCCAAUUAGACCAGGCGUUAAAGGUCAAUGACAAUGACAUGCAAGUGACAUUUAACAUUGCGUCUCACUAAUUAAAGUUUGCGUGUUUAAUUACUAAUGUUUAUCAAAGAAAGCAAAAAUAUAUACAAGACAAUCUCACAUGUGGAAUUUGUUCACUUACGUACUGCCUUGUGAUGCAGUACAAGUAUAAAUACAAAUGACAAAGCAUUUGUAAAUCCUAAAACAUAAUUAAAUCAUACGGCACAUUCAAGAUUUUAUUAAAUAUCGUAUUUCAGCCGCGUUUAUACUGCUUGGCGCAUUCGCUGCGUUAUAUUCAUUUAUAUACACAGAAAAGCAUCAAGCAUGUCAUUGUCCUUGCAAACCAUAGGCAAAAAGCAUUUGUCAACCACAUACCAAAUUUAAGUAAUCGUUAAAUCAUAGACAUCACAUGUCAUGGAAAGAAUAUGGAAAUAAUCAUCGCGUAUAAUGUUAAAAGCACCGCAUAUAGUGAACGCGUAUAAUGCUGGAACCACCGCGUAUAAUGCGGGAACCACCGCGUAUAGUGGCGAAAGCACCGUGUAUAAUGCCGACAAAAUGCCGUUUGAUCACUUUAAGCCAGCUAUGGCUUUCCAUAAAAGAAGACCAAAGAUGAAAGAUGAUCACAUUGUCUGUUUGCCUUAUGUUUGACCGCGCUGCACCACGGUUAAAAUUCACUGGUACCGUCAUGCAAUGCGCCAAAUGGAAAAUUUUGAUUUCGACCCACAAAACAAAAUUAGGAUCUGCUGCCUUGCUCGCUCGCUUCAGGCUCGCUCGCUGCGGCAGCAAUAACAAUUUUGAAUUCGUUCCGUACUGUUUAAUUUUUCACAGCCGAAAUGCAUCCUAACAACGGGAGAUUAUGUAGCCGUACCAGAAUUACAUACAUUGUCUGAAGUCAAUCUGAACAUGCCUGGAGAAAUUUUAAUCCAAUGUCCCCCCCCCCCCCAUUGCAGUAUGUUUCGCGCACGAACAUAUAUUUAGGGUUAUAGGGAAAGGGUUGAAGUCAUGACAAAAAAUAACGGGUGUCUCAACAAAACGGCCGUUAGUUUGUGCAUUGCCAAAUCGCAUGAGUACGGAAAACUUGCAAUGACUACAGAAAACUUUAGCAGAGGUUCAUAUAUAUAGUGGAAAACCAAUACAACACCAUGUUUUGAUUAUAUUCUCACACAUACACUGUGACUGUGUAAUUAGAUUCGAGACGAUUGGUGGAAAAUGCGGGUUACGGAUAGAUUGUGGAUAUGGAUUCUAUUAUUUUUUCUAUUUGAAAUUAUUGCGUUUUUAAAGUAUUAAAAAUUAUAAUUCAAGCUUUCAUUGACAUCUAUAAGGUCAAGUUUUCCUUUUAAAUAAGUUGCAUUAGUUUAUGCGCUCAGUGGGAAAAGUAUAUUUAUUUAUACAACAUUUCAUUCGUAUUACACUAUAUUAAUUCACAAUGUCAUCAUAACACCGUGUUAAAGUUUUCAAAAAAUUAUUAUAAUUUUAUUUAAUUAUUAUAUAUUCUAAAUUAUAUGAUGUGUUAUUUAAUGAUUAAAUAUGAAGUAGUAAAUAGAAAAUAUAAUAGUUUCUGAUUUGCAACUAUAUUUUCUAUAUGGUAUUGAGCGCUUAUUGAAACACUCAUUAAUAAUGUAUAAGCUUAUUACCCUGUUAAAUCACUGAUAAUGCGUCACGUGCUGUGACUUUAUACCUCAUCAGGCUGCUCCAUGCAUUUACUGUUCGGAGUACUCCGGAUUUUGGGUAAUAGUAAUGGAAUGGAACAGAACACGAUCACAUGACCGUUCGGAACUGUCAUUUGGCUGCCCGGCCCAACUUCAAAGUAGGGGCAGCUGGAACAGAACACGUGACGCCGCCCAUUUUCACGUGAUUGGAAAUAGAGGCGACAUAUUUUGAAGGGUUACCGUUAUAUAUAUCGACAUAUGCUUAUUAUAUGCUAUUUGAACGCCGAAUAUACACCUGUCUACACCACGAAUAUACGCUUAAAUAUUCAAAUAACAACAAGCCAUUAUACGAUUUAUUAUGCGAAUAACUAAUAAAUAUAAUAAUGCUGGUUGCACGCAUAUUUACAUAAUAAACUAAACACUGUUCCAGAACACCGCGUGCACUCCAUUUAACAUCGUUCCAGAACAGUGUUUCAAAUGUUCUAGAACAGCAAAUGGAGCAGCCCCAAUAAAACACUCCUCAUUUGUAUUCUUUAUACAAAACCUUCUCCUACUUAGUAUUCUUUAUAUAAAGAAUACUAAUGAAGUCGCGUUUCAAGCUGUUUAAUUUUAUAAACUCGCAGUACGUGUUUUAUUAGGUUUAUAAGCACUCGCGUUACGCGCUCGUGUUUUUAAACCUAAUAAAACACCGGCUCCUGCUCGUUUAUUAAACAUGCAGUAUUUCAGUUAUUUAUUUAUAAAAGUUAUUUGGAAACGAUAGCCCUUCAGUUAUUGCUGCUUUUCAAGGGAUUGUUUUACAUAAACCUAUAAAAUAUUAAUAGAUAUAUUUACACAAAUACGUCAUGUUAAAUAAAACAAUAUUGAUAAAUCAUGUUGCAAUACUUGUGAGCAUUAUCAACAGUCAUUUAAUCUAUAGAAAAACAAUUGUCAAUUAAAAUUUUAAAAUGAAUUGCCUAUCAAUAGUUGCUCAUACCCGUUGACGAUGUCAAUGGGUAAUUUGUUCCAGGCACAAGCUCCUCGGUAUGAAAAGGAUCUUUUCAUAAAAUUAGUUUUAUAGGCUUACCUAACACAAGCUUGCGCGUGUUACUCCGCAUUUCGUAAUUGUUAUUUUGGCGAUGAGAGAACAUGUUAGAGACGUACUCCGGCGCAAUACAACGGGUAGCCUUGAAUGUCAUUAAAAUUUCCCUUUUCCUAAGAAUAGACUCAAUUGGAGCCCAUCCUAGAAUCCGAAAGAUUGUUUUUGACCUUAUUUCGUAGUUUGAACUUGAUGACACAAGCGGCCCUUUUUUGCAUCUUGUACAGUUUCUCAAGAUUCGUUCGAUUUCCGUCAUGCCAGACGAACAAUAUGUAAAGUAAGGGACUCAGAGGCGAAACUUGAGGGGGGUGUGGGGUGUGUGACACCCCCCCCCCCCAAAUACGAAUCAUGUGGAUUGGCAGGGCGAAUCAUCUGGAUUGGCAGGGCAAUCAAAGAUUUUAAAUGAUAGCCGUGAAUGCAGAGUUAUGAAGUAACUUACAGGGCUUUCAGAGUGAAUUGAAUAGAAUUUAUAGACCUAAAUUUUACAGAUAUUGGUCCAAAAAUAAGGGUUUCACCCAUGUUUUAACAAGAGUUUGUACGGAAAAAAUUUUUGACCCUUAAUUUAACUGGUUUAUGUCCGCAAAAACGUUUUGACUCUUUUUUUAAUGUCCGGAAAAUUUUUUUGCAACAUUUUUGGGAAAAAUAGUGGCCAGAAAUAAAAAUUGCUGCAGGGCAUCAUCGGUUUUGGCAGGGCAAUUCUGGCAGACACCCCCGAAUUAAAAGGGGCUAGUUUCGCCCCUGAAGGGACUAUACUAAGGAGUUGUAGUGUUGUACAUACGAACUAAAUAACUAAUUCAUUUUGUGGUACAAAAGGUUUAGCUUUUCUUAGAAGAGCCACAGCACUCCAAAGUUUCUUACAUUAGGCAUUAAUGUGUUCCUUCCAUUUUAAUUCUUCGUCAAUUAUAAUCCCCAAGACCUCUUCCUGUUUGACUUGUUCAAUAAGUGUAUAUCAUUAUUUAAUUAGUAUUUGGAGACUUUCAGGGAUUUUUUUUUACAAACUUAGUCAUAAAUGACAGGUUAACCCUACAGAGCUUAUUGCUCCAUUUACAGGGUCCCUAAUAAUAUGUAUAUAUAAAAAAAAUAACAAAAAAACAUUACAUUAUUUACAACACAUUUUAUCCACAAGACUGGACAACGGACGACACGAGUGACACUUGACACAUAUACUUUUAAAUGUUUGUGGAGUAUUAAUGUUAUAUAUUUGUUUAGUCAUUGCUUCAUAAUAAGUAAACAGGUAAGAUUUGAAUUGGCCGACAGCAACGCUUGCUUCUCGAAUUUGUGGUGGUAGGGAGUUAUAUAUUCUGGGAGCUCUAUUAUAAAAACUAUUCUGAAAAGUUAAAGUGUUAACUCUGGAAAUUUUUAAUGUUACACUGUUAGUUGUAGCGCGCCUGGUGAUACGAUCGUUUGAUACUAUACUAAUCUGAGCGUCAUUCAAUCUAAUUGCCUUAAAGAGAUACACCAAGUCCAGGUACUCGUGCCAGUAAGACAGAGGAAGUAAACCUGUUUUCAAUAGUCCUGGUAACUGGUUUCGGAUCUAAAUGGCAGCGAUAGGAUGAAUCUCGUUGCACGUCUUUGAAUCUUCUCGACUUCGAGGAUUAAAGACACAGACUGCGGGGACCAGACUUGGGAGCUGUACGCAAAACGACUUCGUACUAACGUUUUAUAAAGUGCGGUGCGGUACGUGUACGAGGAUCAUGCAUCUUAAUGGAGGACCUUUUUACGAACCCAAGCAUUCUGUUAGCUUUCGCACAUACAGCAGAGACUUGUUGGUUCCACUUGAGAUCUGCAGUGAUGAGAGCGCCAAGAUCUUUUUGAACAAGCCCUUUACAGAUGACCGUUGAGUUGGCUGAGUUAUCGUUGUUGAGAUGCUAAGAUGACUGCACGGGUUUGAGAUUCCUUGUUACCUUAAGAACUCCACACUUAGUUUCGUUAAGGUUCAUGCGCCACGUCCGACACCAAUGGCUGAUUCCAUCCAGAUUACAUUCGAGAGUACCCUGGAGCCAGAGGGUAUUUAUUUUCGCCUGUUUUGAAUAAUCCUCUGGUGAAAUUGGCGUAGUUUUCGGGUUCACAUUCCACACAUAACUUUCAAAAAUGGAAGGAAAGAGUUGAUUGGCUGCUGACUAUAGGUUCGAUAGACUACGUGUUCUGAUUGGAUAUUGUAAACAUCAUAGCCUGUUCGCAGGCGUUUCGUGUUUUGAUUGAAUUGAAACAUUUGAAUUUUGAAAUGUCUAUAUUAUUAAAUAAACGAACAAAAGUUGAAAGAAGCAGUUUUAUAGGCUGCAUUAAUAGAUAGAUUGAUAAAUUCCCUGAAUUAAAAGUUUAACGGAGCAUCAAUACCGCGCCUUGUCCAAUUUGAAUUAAAGAUGUAUUUGCAUCUUGCUAUCGGUUAUGCAUGGGAAGAGUUUAAUACUCCAAAGUUCUAACACCGAGAGUAGCACGACGACUUGGCAAAAGCCACAAUUUUCUGGAGAAACCCAUCUUAAUAGUCAUUUGCAAAUUGAACUUUUUCAUUGACUCUCACGUCCGUGAACUAAGAAAGCGUGGAUGCCGUGUUACUUCACUGUCAAACGAAGAGGACGAGAAAGCAAUACUAGAUGGAGAGUUUACAUUCGCAUUUUGUAAUCCCGAGUCUAUUAUUCGAAAUGCGAAAUGGAGAGGAAUGGUUUCAUUUGAAAUCUACAAGACAAAUUUGCUUGCUUUUGUAUUAACAGACAAAGUUCACGGCGGCCCAAAGAGGUGUGUUUAAUAAAUUUAAAUACAGAUUUUUUUGAAUGUAUAUUGCAGGAUUAAAUUGAAUGUAUAUUGCAAGAUUAAAGUGAAUGAAUAUAAAUAUAUAUUUAUAUUAAAUUGAAUAGAUGUGAUGUUUUAAAUUGAAUGAAAUUCAGGAGAAUGAAUAUUGCUACAAAUAGUGAGGCGGAUAUGUGUAAAAUUAUUGAUCAGUAGUUCCCGUUGAGGUUAAAAGCAUCAAACUUUUACAAUUGAUGUAGUUUUAUUUGCUUAAUAGAUAUUUCAAGUGGGGCCAUCGCUAUUUUGCUGCUAACUCCUGAAAACGGGUGAUUAGUGAUUUUCUUCUAUUGAAUUCUAUUAUAGCCAAAAAAUGUGAAAUUUUGUAUUCAAUUACAACAAAUAUGAUCUUGCAUAAUCAGAAAGCUUAUAAAAAAACUGCAUAUAAGACGUUUAGACAGUUUUUUGAUUUCUGAAAUAGUUUUCGAAUUAUAAACUGUUAAAAACGCAUUUUCAAACAUCGAAUAAUUAAUUAGGGACUCAGUUUUAGCGAGACAAUGUGCCUAAUUUACAGCAAUAACCAUUUGAAGAAUAAAAAAACUGUUUAAAAGUCUUUUAUGUAGUUUUUUACAAGCUUUCUGAUGAUGCAAGUUAUAUUUGUCGCGAUUGAAUUCAAAAUUUCGCAUUUUUGUUGUAGUAGAAUUUAAUAGCAAAUAAUGCUAAUAGCAUCGUAACUCUCUAAAAAAAACAGUUUCACGAUGGCCCCACUUUUGCAUGUUGUUCUACUCACUGAAAAGAUGCUACUGUGCACAAUUUGGUGCUUUUAACCCUCUUCGGAAACAUCCAUGCACAUAUCCGCCACACUAAAAUGGGCAGGCAUACAGUAAACAUGCGAUAAAACCCUGUCUAGACGGCCUGGCGUCAAGGAUAAUGAUUGGAUAAUAUUUUUAGAAUAUGAUGCAUUAAGCCAUUAUACAUUUUUUGCAUUCUUUAUCCGAACCAGGAAUCGCUAACAAAUUCACCAGAGGUUUUUCCUUUUUCUUCGCGCGUUUUCUCGCAUUUCGCGUUCGCCAAACCUAAAAAAACCUCUGGGCCAGGGUAAUUCGAGAGCUUUUACGUCAUCUGUUCUUAUGGCAUGAUAACACUUGGUAUCAUCAGCGCCGAACAGAGCAACAGAUGAUGUGGUGAACUUUUCUGGCAGAUUAUUCACGUAUACAAGAAACAAUAAAGGGCCAAGGAUUGAACCCUGAGGAACACCUGAUAGAACGGGUAUUGAUCGGGAUGUUUUUCCUAAAAUGAUAACUUUUGAUGGCGAUCUGUUAGAUAGUUAUGAAACCAGCUCAGCAAGUUUCCGCAAACUCCAAAAUUACUAAGUUUCUUGAGAAGCAGCUGAUGAUCAACCCUGUCAAACGCUUUAGCGAAACUGAGAUAAAGGACAUCAGUGUUUUUUACAUCAAACUCGUGUAGAACCUUUAGUAAUUGUGAUGUUGUAGACUUCCCCCUGAGAAAUCCAUAUUGGAGGUUAUGCAGUUCACUUGAGACAUGGUUGAUCAAUUGGUCGUAUAUGCAACGCUCGAGGACGUUUGAUACAAUUGGAAGUAAAGAUAUGGGUCGAUAAUUUGAAACUUCGUUCUUUUGACCACCUUUAGGAAUGGGUAUUAUAUUAGAAACUUUCCAUUCCGCUGGUACACUACCGGAAAUUAAACUUCUAUUGAAGAGAUCAGCAAGGGAUGAGGAAAUGUAUGGAGCACAACAUCUAAGCAACUUUGCCGGAAUUUUGUCUGGACCAGUAGCUUUGUUGUCAUCGAGAGAGAAGAGCACGUUGAACGUCAUCAGGCGAGAUGUUGAUAUCACUUAUGGGGUCACAGAGGGUAGUGGUGGACGCUGGAUGAGCAUCAUAAUCUUCUUGGGAAAGAGUUAUUAAACAUAGAAAAGAAGAAGUUGUUUAAAGGCCUGUUUACACUUGCAAUUUUCACUGCGAUUUUAUGUGCGAUUUUUUCUGCUGACGUGAUGGCGACAUUAAAAUUGCCAAUGUAAACACCCUGCGAUUUAAGUGCAAUUUCAGUGCAAUUAAAGUGCAACUAAAGUGCAAUUUAGUGCGAUUUCGUUGCUUUCGUGUGCAGAAAUUAUUGAAAACUAAAUUAAAGUAAAAGUCUACACGUAAGAACAGGUUUAAAAAUUAUGUUUAAGUUUUAUAUUCCACUUAAAUAUGGAUGAAAACGAAACUGAAAUAGCUGCUGUUGCUACAACAGCUUUUCUAAGUGUAUUGCUCGCACGUUCUCGGCGAAAAAAACGCCGGGAAAGAAAAGUUUGGAUAAAGCCAUGGAUUGCGAGCAGGGAAUCAGACGGGGCUUUCCACAAAUUGAUGAAAGAUUUAGAAAAGGAUGUCGAUAGCCUCAAAAAUUACUUGAGAAUGGAUCUCCCUGCAUUUGAAGAGCUAUUGGGGAAAAUAGGCACAUACCUUCAAAAGAAAGAUACUGUUUUUCGCAACUCUAUCAGUCCUGCCGAACAGCUGGCUGUUACCCUUCGCUUUCUGGCAACAGGCGAAUCGUACACAAGUUUGCAAUACCAAUUCCGCAUCAACAAAGGUACUUUAUCAAUCAUUAUUCCUAAAGUUUGUAACGCCAUUGCCACAUAUUGUUCGGAGUAUAUUGAAUGCCCAAGCACUGCCGAAAAAUGGGGAGAAAUUGCAGCUGAGUUUUACCAGCGUUGGCAACUACCGAACUGUAUUGGUGCAAUUGAUGGCAAGCAUGUACGAAUUGUCCAUCCUCGGUGUUCUGGCUCUGAUUAUUACAACUACAAGGGCUUCUACAGCAUUGUGCUCAUGGCUAUUGUGGGUCCUUCCUCGGAAUUCAUAUACGCUGAUGUGGGUUGCCAAGGACGUAUCAGUGAUGGCGGUGUGCUGAGAAACACCAAUUUCUUCAAAGCAUUAGAGGCAAACAGUUUGGGCAUACCGAUCCCUAAAUCCCUUCCAACAGCCCCAGAAAAUCGCGGCCACGAAGAUGAGGAUAGUUAUUGCCAAAUACCGCAUUAUUUUGUUGGCGAUGAUGCAUUCGCGUUGGCUCCAAAUAUGAUGAAGCCAUACCCCCAAAGAGGCUUGACGGAGGAACAACGUAUAUUCAACUAUCGCCUAUCCCGAGCGCGGAGAGUCAGUGAAAAUGUAUUUGGAAUUAUGAGUGCAAAAUUUCGAAUGUUUCAUAUGACACUUUGUGCUAAGCCAGAGAACGCAGUUGUUAUCGUCCAUGCAGCUUUGCUGCUUCACAACUUCCUGUUGAGAAAAUGCCCUUCGAUUUAUGCUCCCGUUGGAUCUCUUGAUCACCCAAACGACCAAGGGGAAAUUAUAGACGGUGAUUGGAGACAAAGCACAGACCGUGCUGGAGCUUUUACAUCUUUCCCUUCAACCCGUGGUAACCAUCUCAAGAGUGCCAGUAAGAUCAGAGAUUGCUUGUCACAGUAUGUCAAUGGACCAGGGCAAGUGCAAUGGCAAUGGAAAACAUUACUGGCAUAACUAACUAUUAGAUGUUUUGACUGUUGACAAUUGUUUUCAAAGGGAAUAAACAUUGAACCAUUUGUGAAACACCAUUGAGUGAAUGGCAGUUGUUUACUUGUAUAAUUAAUAUAUGCAAAAUAGACAUUAGUUUGAAAGUGUUCUUAAAUUAUUAUCCAAUCAUAUGUCGUGCAUUGUUGUUUUAAUCAUUUUGUUUACGCGUUUUGGCUUGUUUUUUUCAAAGAGUUUUUCUUUUGUGAUUGGUUGUCAAAAUAAUCGAAAUUCGUUUUUAGUCAGACACAGACCUGUCAGACCUGUUUUUACUGGUAACUGGUCACAGUGGUCAGUGACAGUGUAUAGGUGUAAAGGACUUAGAUGUACUCGAGGAUGUACUAUAGCUGAACUACGCUUGUAGUGUGCUUGAUUAUAUAGGAAUAUUAGCUCGGUUUUGUAUUGUGUGCUAUAUUAAAAGUUCUUCAAAACGUUCAAUAACGUGUUUAUACUACAACUAUCAAGAUACGAUUCGUCGGUGUCGAUAUCGAUCAAACACAACGUGACAAUGAAAAACAGCUGGUACGUAUAUAUUGGAUAUAGUAAUGAAUAAAAUCGGAAUGAUUUUAAUAAAAUUUGACAUGUAAUUGUAAAACCUGAUAUUAUUAAUAUUUUAAAGCAAUUAAAACAUAAGUCUUUGACUUUCAGAUGCUCAAGAGGCUGAUGGCAGUUGAUCCUGUCCGCUGAACUCAGCAUUAAACAAAAGCUGCUGAAUCUUUAGCUUCAGCAGUUCUUUAGUACGCCGGUCUUCAAUUUGCCUCAACGAAUGUGCAACGUGCAUACCGAACGUUUCAUCGGCGUCAAGUUCCUCUGAAUGCUUUCGCUUAUUACUAGUUGCGAGCUUGUCCAGCACCGUCAACGAUUUUUGUAAGACAAUAUUUUCCAUCUUUUCACGGACAUUGGCUUUCGACUUCGCCGACUUGCUGGGAUCGUUUUGCGACUGGGUUAAGAUGUUGAAUGGUCUUGAUACGGAAAACUCGUCGUUUAUUGACUCACUUGGGUCGUUUAAUAAAUUAUCUUCAUUGACAUUGUCGUCACUGUUGUUUGUAUCUUCACUCGGCUCCAAUUGAACUUCGCCUGAUGCCAGCUCUGAUGCAAUGAGUGUUAGUCUGACUUCUGGGACGCCUGACGUUGGCUUCGUUUUCACCGGUGUGAUACUGUCUCGCAGAAAAUGCAAUGAGUUAUAAAAUCGCCAUGAUGGCUCGUAAACACUGUUGUGCCUGCACCACUCGCUACGGAAGCUCACGCUUUUCCCAUCUCUUUGCCGUACUGCGUUCGCAAGUUCCUAAUCUUAGCUUUAAUAUCUGCAUCUUGAAUGGAAAAGGAAGGACCAAAAAAUGGUUUUAGUAUUACACCCGUUUUCAAAAUUACGCGACUAACACGGAAAAGUCUCAGCCUGACAUGUGGGUUUUAAGUCAAAUGAAAAUUCAAAAUGGCGGAGGUUUGUUGAGUGAAAUUUUAAUGUCAACAGAGUUUGUGAUGUUAUUUUUGUAAAGCGUGCUUGAAUAGAUAUGGUAAAAUCAUAUCCAAUUGCACUUCGAUGGAGGGUUGUAUUUUUAAACAACGAUGGGCUUUCCUAUGGUCAUAUUGCACGAACUUUACAUGUAGAAGAAACUUUCGUAAAAAAAGUUCUGAGUAUUUACAAAGCAACCUCGGGCGUUGAAUACGAGAAACAUCGUAAAGGGCGAAAGAGAAUCAUAACAGGUUUAUAUUGUUUACAAAUAUUUGAUUUUUUUAACUUGUGUAACUUUAUAAUCUGAUGUAUUAAGUUUCUCACGUUUGUUUAUUAUAUUUAUAAAAGGUCAUGAUAUGUUACUCGUUAGGAGACUUGUUAAUCAAUACCCCGAAAUAUAUCUUGACGAAUUGAGAGACUGGAUGCACUACAUCACUGGUGUUGUGUACUCAAUAACCACGCUACAUCGUUUCCUUAGAAGAUGUGGUCUAAGUGUCAAAAAAGUGAGUUGCUUGACAACUUUAAAUGUCAACACACAGGUUUUAAAUAUGGGUUUAUCCCCCCCACACACACACUCCAGAAACCUCCCAUCCCAGAGAGAAUGUCAAACUAGUUCACACAAGAUUUUCAUGAAUUAUGACAGUUUAUAUAUGAUUUGUAGUCCCCUGACAUAUAUAUUCAUGUCCUGUCCCACAAGUUUAUACUGUCACAUGUACCAACUAACCCAUUAAAUUGCAUUGCACCCUAAUUGUACUCUAUCUAAUGCCAGACAAUUUUACUUGUCAUGGGGAGUCGUGCUGCCACUCAAUGGAUAUGUGUUGUGUAGUAUCACUAACACUUUGUCAAAAAAUCAUUCCCAACAGUUACAUGUGAUAGCUAAACAAUGGAAUGAAUUUAAGCGUGCAAAUUAUCGACAUCUUGUGGCAGGAAUUUACAAGCAUCAAUUUUUAUUUGUUGACGAAUCCGCAAAAGAUGAUAGAAGUUUUCAGGUAAAAUCAGUCUCUCUCCUUCCCUACCUCCUUCCCUCCCCCCCCCCUGUCUCUCUCUGGUGCUAGCAUUCUACAAAAGUUGCAAAAUCGUGCCACUAGAGUUAUUACUCAUCAAGGUUAUGAUAUCAGAUGAAAGGCAAACAUUGGGCAAACAUUGCUGAAAUGUGAGACAUACACCAAUUAACUAUGAUGUAUAAGAUAUUAAAUAAUUUGGCACCAAAUUAUUUGAGAGACCAUUUUGAAAUGUCUGCCACAGAUAAUUUUUAUAGAAGUAGAAAAAAAUAGUUUUCUACUUCUAUAAAAAUUAUCUAUGGCAGACAUUUCAAAAUGGUCUCUCUUGUACUACCAAAGCCUCAAACUGAAUAUUUGAAGAAAAGCUUUGCAUUUUCAGGGGUAAAAUUGUGGAAUACUUUACCUGAAGAUGUAAAAUGCAGCAACAGUUUGAGUCAGUUUAAAAAAGGAGCAAAAAUCACAUCAUCAGCUUCUAGCUAAAAGUGUAUAUAUAUUCGACUUUCUUGUAAAGCAGUGCUAUGCUCUGAAGAAUUUCAGAAUUGAAAUUCUCUCUCUCAGUUUGUGAGUUAUUUUAUAAGAACUUUAGUUGUGAAAUAAAGUUCUCAUGAAAUAAUCGAAGUUUUUCUUCUAAUCUAUAUUAGUUCUACCCUGGUUAAUUGACCACUCAAUUCGUUUAUGAUUAUAUAUAUAUAUAUAUAUAUAUAUAUUGAAAUUUUACAUUGACACUUUUCCAACUGAGCUACACAGUCAGGUCCAAUAGAGGACCGGGAAUUAUUUGUAGACAAUAAAUUUGCCAUAGAUUUAUUUAUCAUUAUUUGAAUGACAUGCAGGUACAUCGGUGCUACAGUAAUUGUGGGUACUGCAAUUAAAUUAAUUGCAUGCUCUUUUUAUAUGUAUUUUUCCACUAGAGGAAGUUUGGCAUUUCUUUGAGAGGAUGCAGAUUGGCUAACCAUGGCAAUUUUACUAGAGGUAAAAGAUUCAGUGUUCUGGCUGCAAUGUCAACAGCAGGAAUUACAGUUGCUCACUCAAUUAUUGGUUCAUAUGACAUGGUCCAGUUUGAAUUUUGUUUUGAAAAUUUUAUUUUCCCUUAUAUUGGGUCAUUUGCCAAGCAUAAAAAGUGCUCAGUUGUGGUCAUGGACAACUGCAGCAUUCAUUAUUCUGAAAGGAUUAUCCAGAUGGUUCAAGGAAAGGGUGGCCUUAUCAUAUUUUUACCGUGAGUAUUUAGUACAUGCCUCUUGUACAUUUUUCUGUUGACAAAAGCAGAUUGCAGAAUGUAUUUAAAUUGAAUUUGCUCAAGUAUUACAUCACUGAACAUUAAUUAUGAUCCUGAAACUCUCAAACAUUUAAGAGUAUAUGUCUGAAAUGUAAUUGUAUUUGUAGCCUGUGUAUAUUAUGAUAGUUUUGUGUCGGUCCUGCAGUAAUUGGCUAUUCGCUGUUGCGAUCACCCAGCCGUGGUCAUGUACUGUAUUUUGUUAUGUACAUUUGUUUUUGUCCUGUUAUAUAAUGUAUUGUUUCAUUGGCAAGGUUUAUAAAUUAAAUUGAAAAUAAUUAAGUUGCCCCCUUCCCAUUAUAGCCAACUGUCCUAUCAGUUAAGCCCUGGGUUGUAAAUAGACUAAAAUGCACUGUACCUGUUUGCCCACACAACCUAGAAAUGGGGUAACAAGUAGGGGCAGGGAGUACAGUACAACUUGUAACAACUGCUCAAACACAACCUCGUUCAGUGCUUUGUGAUGCUUGCUUGAUGAUCAGGGACCCCUGGUUUUUGCCAGCUGGAGCACAAAGGAAUUGUGUCACUGAUGGCCCCACAUACUAUAUGGUACAAUAGAACAAAUGAAUUGCAUAGUAUAUAUUCACACAUAAAAUUGUAAAACAUAUGUUUUUGUACAGACCGUAUUCACCAGACUUGAAUCCAAUUGAGAUUGCUUUUGGCACCGCUAAGAAGUGGCUUCAGAGUCACCAAGAUAUUUGUGAAAAGUAUCCAAAAAGAUGCUUUGAGAUUGCACUGUAUCAGGUAAAAUACACUAUCUUUUAAAGUUUAUACAGAAACUCAAAUAAUUUUAACAUCCAUCCAUGAUUAUAACAACACAACAUGACUGGUAUGUGCAACAGUAUAUACAUAUACAUGCAUCACCAGGAGUUUAAUUGUUUUUACUGUUAAUAGCUAUUAAUAAAAUCUAUAUAAAGUCUAUUUCAUAGUCUUUAUCUUUUCCAACUACAAAACAUAAAUAGCACUUUUUCAAUUACGCAGAAUUGAACCCACCACAUAGCAGAUACUAUCUGAUAGGAUUAUGUGUAAAAAGGCAAAUGAAUGCUAUUAAUUCAUUGUACUCUACAUGCAUGUAUAGCAAGGAAUUUUGAGUUGUUCAUAUAUUGAGAAAGUGCUUUAUACCUAAUUUCAAUAAAAAAUGCAUUACUACCAAAAUAUCAAUUAUAUUAAGUUCUCUUAAUAUUUUAACAGAUUUCCGAAUCAUCAUGUUCUCGGAUAAUAUCAUCAUGUGGCUAUGAUUAAAGGUAAGUACUGUUUAAACCUUUUAAAAAUCUUCAUAUCCUUGGAACGUAAUUUUGUAAAUCUCUUUGGAUAAACGCAAACGGUCAUUUUCUUCUGUGAUGCCAAGACUUUUAAUUAGACCAUCACCAAGAGUAGGGUGUAUCAUAGCUUCAAGAAGGUUCCCAUCAACUUUAUUAUCUUUAAAGGUUUGGCAAUAAUGUUGCAAACCUAUCUUUUGCAAAAAUCUUGCCACAUUGUCCUCUGUUAGUUUUUGAAUUUCUGGCAAGGAAAAUGAUAUCGUUUUGGAAAACCUUUAGUUUAGGUUCUAUGUUUGUGUACAGUAUGUCACAUGUACAGUAACUGCUUGAUAUGUAGGUUAUAUUAUUUUUUUUAGAAGAACUUCACUGGAUGUAUUUCAAAAUAAAAGGCUUGGUAUCUCAUUAAAUUAUGUGUUUGCAUAAUGUAAUCAAGGAUUUAAUGUCUAAAUGCCAGGGUGCAGAUUGGUUAUUCCGUUUUUGAGUUUUCUGGUUAGUAUAAAGACCAUAAUAUGUGUAUUAGGUUUAUGAUUUUAUCUAAAUCAUUAAAAUACCGAAAAGCUUUUUUGACUAUCUAAUCAACCUGCAACAUGCAGUUUAGACCAUCCAUGCGUUUGAUGACCAAAGCACAGCAUUUCACCCAAAUAUAUUCCUUGUAAUUAUUUAUCAAGAGCCACAAAAAAUAAUGAAGAGUCUUCAAAAGUUAUUUUUUCAUUUUGCCUUGCUAUACACUGUUUUACCUGUAUUUUAAUGUAUUGGCAUUUAUAAACGGGAAUUAACAAAUUAUACGAGCAAUUAUAUAUGUAUAUAAGUGUGAUAAUUAUAUAAAUAUGCAUAUGAUAAAAACAAACCUAUUUUUGUAGUUGGCUGUACUAAAUUUCCACUCGGCUGUACUAAACUUCCACUCGGCUGUACUAAACUUCCACUCGGCUGUACUAAACUUCCACUUGGCUGCUAAAACAUUUAAGAACAAUACUGUACAUGUACAGUGUAAUUGUUGUAAUGCAUAUAAUUGCUUGCAAUUUCCCACAAUUUAGCUACAUAACACUCAAUUUCUACAGUGUACUAGACUCAAGUACAAAUUAUAACUUCUAAUUAAUGGGGUGCCAGCACUCUCCCAUUGAUGAGUAAAAUCAUCUGGCAUUGGACAGAGUUAGCAUUAGGGGCCUUAGGGCAUAACGCAACUUAGCCCUAAUAAGUGGCAAUGCGCCCAGAUGUGCCCUACUUUAUUAUUUUACUCUGUCUAACGCCAGACUAUUUUACUCUGUCUAACGCCAGACGAUUUGACUCGUCAGGGGGAGAGUGCUGCCACUCAAUGGGUUAAUGAGUUAACAGGUACUGUAAAAGUGUCACAUUUUGAGUAUGCAACAAACACUAAAACAAUGAUGAAAAAUAAAUCUGGGUGUAAACAUUCUGUACGUGAAAAUUUGACAGUUGUAGACACAAGCAAGUAAGCAUACUGUGUAACAUUUGGCAUAUUUUGAAAACAUGUAAUUUUACCCCUUCUAAAUGUUUUACCUGAAAGAAAUAUAAUACCAGUACAACAUUUUAUCUAAUCAUACAUUUUACAAUCUCACCUGAAACCUAAUAUUAGAACUCAUCAUUGCUAGUAAGGUUGUCUGAAACAUAUCAGCUCGUUUUGCUUCAAUUUCCAUUCUCUGUUGGCUCUGUAGCAUAAACAACUCCAGCAUGUUUGGAGAAGCAUUAGUAGGUGGAGAUUGAUUAAGAUUUGAUGUUGGCGAUGAACUUAAGCUCGAUUCACUACACAUGGAUGGACUUCGGUUUGAUCUCAUAUUCUUGGGAGGAACUCUCACAAUAUCAAUACAUUUAUCCCAGUCAGGUUCGUCCCCCACACCAGAUGACUUUCCAUCGACUAUUGCAUCAGUCCAGUGCUUGAGAUGAUUGAUGUUAUACCUCCACAUCACUCCCUUUUUUUCAAGAUCUCGAACCAAAGAGACAUGCACGUCAUUCCACAACUCAUUUUCUGCUGCAGUACUAUUGUUUCCUCCCAAAUCAAGUUUUCUUUUUCUAGAGUUGGAGACUGAUGAUUCUAAAAAUACAGUAGCAGAUCCAAAAAAGGCAAUCACUAUUUACAAGUAGUAGCAGAAAUUAUAUAACUACAGUAAGCUUAUUAAAUUAUUAGCAUGACAAUACAUUAAUUUAGUUGUUGUAUAACUUGGACAAGUGUAUUUUACUUUUUAUAUGUAACAAUUAUGAUUCAAGAUUCACCCGAAUGUAUACAAUAUGGCAUGUUCAUGGAAGGAGACAUGACCUGCUUAAUUAAGGUGCAUUAAUGAAGCAAGUCUAAGAAAUUAAAUGUUAAAUUAAGUAAAAAACAUCAUAAUCGCUUCUUACCUGGUGGUGAAGAAACAACGCAUUCACAUGCAAUUUUUAGUGGUACUUUUGGGCCAUAUUCCCGUCUACAUGAUGCUAGAUCUUCAUCACUUUUUAAUGCAACAGGUUGCUUUGUACCUUUUCGUAGCCAAUAUAAGCCUUUCUUUGGAGUGUAUAAGUUUUCAGUAUCAAGAGACACAAUCCUCAAAGUUAUAUCAGAGAGAGAUUCACUGGACGAUAAAUUGUGAAGAGUGUCUGCAGUUGGUAACACUUUCCCAUUGACAUAUGGAUGAACAAAGAUAUCUGAAGCCUUUUGGUUUAGUGCCUGCAGACGUGGAGACUUUCUGAUAGGAGGGCUGUCUGAAAUGGUAAGAGAUAAUGUUGUCAAUAUAUGGAUGCUUUUUCCAUUUAAAAAGAUUUUCCAUUUAGGCAUGUUUUCACUUGUAGAAUGGAAUUUUUAUUCGCCUUGUUGUUCCCCAUACAAUUCACAUAACCAUUGACUCGACUCGAGUGAAGUCAUGCAUUGACUAGACUCGAGAAGCCAUUAACUCAACUCAACCGGAUAGUGAAAUGACUCGACUCGUGACUCAACCUGUUGGUGACUCGUUACAACACUGGUGAUUGUUUUGGGCUGGUAGGGCAAUAGUUAUUAAGUGUCUGUAUAAUUUUUAAGUCUGUAUUAACUUUACAAAUUAAGGUUCAACACCUGUUUCAAGUGAGACUGUCUGGCAUUAAUGUAGCUCACACAUUACUACACAGUUAUAUUAUAUCAAAAUAUAAUCGGAAUACUUUUAUUUCUGUGAGCAGAUAUAAUAAUUUUCUUCCAGUUUGAACUGAACAUUUUGUGCUGAUCAGCAGAGUACUUUGUGCCUAAAUCUAUAGCUGCCAGGUAUGAUGCAUGUCAACCAUGGUUGGACCCAUAGUGAGACAUGAGUCGUAGGUCUUUCUUCAGGGUUUUAAGUCACAAAUAUUUGACCUAAAACCAUUUCUGUGGCUGUUCAAAAUUUCUACAAUCAGUGUCUUAUCGUACAUCAAUUAUAUAUUUUCCAUACCGGACUGAGAGACAAGGGUAGUGAGUCUGGUCAACCCACCAAAAUCCUAUUUCAGCCUGGUGUACCAGACAAAAUAUGUUAUUCCAUUCAAUGGAAAUCCCCCCCCCCCCAAGCAAGGACAACUCAAGGGUUUUACUUUACCCCCUGAAAAAUUCCUAUUGUAAAAGGAAUAAUUGUAUUUAUAUACCCCUCAAAGAAAUCCACACUUACCCAUGAAAAAAACUCAUUUAGAAUACCCAACCCUGAUGAAUUUCACACUGAAAUUAGAGUCCCAUUUACAAUACUCUUGAUUUUUGGUCAAGCACCUGUACCAAAUUUAUCUGUGUAGCACAUAGUAGCCCGAGCAUAAGUAUGGGUACCAAAAUUUAGCGUAGUACGAACAGGCCUUGGCCCCGAUGAAAUCCAGAGCUAAAAAUCACCUUACCAUUGAUGGGGGGAGGGGUGUAUGGAUAUUAAAUGAAAUGCCCAAAAAGCCACAUGGGAGAAUGCAUUAGCAGGGCCGCCGAGAGAGGGGGGAAAAUUGCGCCGAGGUGCUGGGGGCCCCUGAAAAUUUUUAGUUGGGCCCCAGUCAUUUUUGUGUGUUAAAAAUUUCCGCGCAAAAGACAAGAUAUCUGUUUUUCUGGGCUGAAAUUUGGUAUGAAAAAUUGAGAUAAAGUCGCUGGAAAGCAACUGCAAUGUACUUGUCCGGAAAUUAUUUUUUACCUAAAAAGUUGUUGACGGGGGUUGGGGGAGAGAGGUUGUCUGAAAAAAUUUUGAAAUAGGGGCCCCUAAAAAAAAUUUGCCCCGGGCCCCCGCCAACCUCUCGGCGGCCCUGUGCAUUAGCACAGAAUAGGAAGCUAUAGCAGAAGCGUAACUCAAGCAAGUAUUUGUCCGCGUUUUUACAAGCGAUUCGUCAUCAACACGCCAUCCUGGCUAGUACAACCGGCAUUUUGUACCUAGCAAAACCUGAUAAAAACUUCCGGUUGUACUAGCCAGGAUGGCGUGAGCGAGUUAAAAUUUUCGUGGACGUAAAACAAUAAGGGAAACGACUAGAGUUACGCUUCUGCUAUAGCUUCUUAUUCUGUGGCAUUAGUAACUUACUGUAUUACAUAACUACAUCAACACAUUUUUUAUCAUGCCGUUAUCAACCGUACCUUCUCCUAAAUCAACUGCUAAGUAAAUAUAGCAUUUAUUCUUUCUUCCUUUUCGCUUGGGUUCUUGUAAAGGAUAUUCCUUUAGCAAUGCUGGAAUGUCCAUGUCCCCAUCAAAUGAGACCAAAGACUUCCUAUUCGCACGCUUGUAAUACAUUUUUUUUACAACCUUGUCGGUCCCAAGUUUUCGAGUUAUGUAGUCCUCUACACAGUUUUUUAAAGUUUCGUAGUCCCAUCGAGGAGGCAAUACCAAUGGCGAAUAUUCAGCACCAGCAACAUUGCCGUUCUUUGUUUGCAUAUACAAUAUAACUUCUCUCUAUGUUAUAUGGGAAAACGACAACAAUUGUUUUACCAGUACUUAUAAAAAAUGCAAAAAAAUUGUAUAAAGUUUCAGAGAAUAUUAAGUUAGAUUUUAGACUAUAAUCAAGUAAUCAACUAACCUCGACCGAUUCGUUGUCAAUUAUUUGUGUUUCAUCUUCACCAGGUAAAGCCACUUGAUAGAUGCUAUCAUCAUUGUCUUGUGUUUCGCUAUCAGAUGUUUCGUGAUUAGCAUUGUUUAUUUCAUUGUCUGUGUCGUAUUCGAAUUCGGAAUCGCUCUCCGCCAUGUUUAUUGCCGCCAUUUUGAAUUUUCAUUUGACAUAAAACCCACAUGUCAGGCUGAGACUUUUCCGUGCUAGUCGCGUAAUUUUGAAAACGGGUGUAAAGUUAAAAGAUAAGAAUUAAAUCACUGGUGAUUUUGCAACAAGGUGUUUGCCAAACAAGCAAAAACUGGAAAACAGACCGACGUUCAUGGCAUUAUUUAUGGUUAAGGUUUGAUGAAAUACAUUGUCUAGAAAACUAUAAGCAUUUAUAUAGCCAUUUCUUUGAAGUAGCUAAAUAUAAAUUUAUAUUAAUUAUAAAUUAUACACUGUUUGGUUAUCAAAUUAAAAGUUAAAUUAAAUGUGUUUUUUUACCAGUGAACGAGCUUUCCAGUUCUGUUUCAAGUUUUCUUCUUAUGUCUUCGCGGGCAGACUGCCGUUUGUCCACUCUCUUGAACUCUGGACUGUUUGUCUUAUAAAGGCAUUCAUAGUUUGGCCAUAACUCCACCAAAAGCUCUUCCUCCUCGACUGUCCAACAUACCUUUUUAUUUUUACAUUUCUGCAGCGUUUUUGUUUUUUCCGCCAUUUUUGCUCGCCAAAAACAACUAUGCAGGGGUGACAGAGUCACGUUUUGCCUAAUUUUAUUGCAAAAAUCGCAGCGAAGUGCGAUAAAUUUUGAGCAAGAUUGAAAAUAUCGCACCUUGUUGCACUUGAAUUGCACUGGAAUUGCAGUUAAAUCGCAGGGUGUUUACACUGGCGAUUUCAUGUCGCCAUCACGUCAGCAGAAAAAAUCGCACUUAAAAUCGCACUGAAAAUUGCAAGUAGUCUAGGACCUGUAUAUGAGUUUGUAUGCAUUUCAUUUAGCACAGGUAAUCUCAACUGUUUUAGGGUAAAAUGACCAUGGCGGUCAACAUGGCAUAUGUGCCAAAAGCUGAAUCCGGGACGAAAGUCCUGAAAAUGACCCCGCCCUGAAACAGCAGUGUCGACAUAGCUCUAACUUCAGAAAACAAAAAGCGAUAGUCUUUCUGAAGUGCUUAUAGUGUUUGGAAGGGUUGCUUUUAGGGGUGGUCAUUGGAAGAAAAAUUUGUCCAAGUAUAAUAUUUUACAAGAAAAUGACCAUGCACCACCCCAGGUAAAUUGCUGAUUAUGCAUAAAAUAACUAAUGUGCCUGGCAGAAAUUAAAUAUUCUUAUUUCCUAAAAAAAAUUAUCAUGGGGUUAAAAACUAUGCUUAAUUUAAUGUAAAUAUUGUUGAUUUCAUAAGGAUUGUCAUUGUUUUCUUUAAAUAUAAUAAAUUUUAUUUCACUUACCCCCCCACGAAAACGCGAUUUCAGCCAUAUUUUGCUGUCUUGUUUGCUUUUUAUCGCCGAAUCACGCAAAUAUCAUCCAGUUAUUGUACUUUUACAUAAUCAUAAAUGGCUGAAGAAGAUUUCAAAGAAGGUUUCAUCCACUUUUGAAACAGUGCAGUGUAUUUUAUCUUCGAUAAUGUGUCCUUCGAUAUCUCGUCAAAUUGCCGCCAUUUUAAUGGCUCGCCGCUUCUCUGCCCGAUAAAUGCCACUUCUUCGUUUUCAUAUGUAUUUAGAUUACAUUAUCCAAGAGUACUUCAUUGUAGAAUAGUCCCAAUCCAAAAAUUGGAAAUAUUAUUUGUACUUGGGAGGAAAAAACCUCCCAGUACAAUUGUCCUGUUAGAAUUCAAAAGAAAUAAUUUAAAAAUCACGCGCAAGUUCGCGAAAACACCUCGUGGGUUACAUAACAGGGGGGGUGAAUAUUUUCACGAAACGUUUGUUCGCCACCACAGGCCACAGCAACCUAAGUUAGGUACAUUAUAUUUAUUGUAUAUUUGUGAUUUUUGAUAAAAACAAUAAAUAUUUGCGUAUAUUUAUCAUCAAUUAUAAAAAUACAAAAAAUAUAAUACAUUUAGUUAGGUUGCUGUGGUGGCGAACAAACGUUUCGUGAAAAUAUUCACCCCCCCUGUUAUGUAACCCACGAGGUGUUUUCGCGAACUUGCGCGUGACUUUUAAAUUAUUUCUUUUGAAUUCUAACAGGACAAUUGUACUGGGAGGUUUUUUCCUCCCAAGUACAAAUAAUAUUUCCAAUUUUUGGAUUGGGACUAUUCUACAAUGAAGUACUCUUGGAUAAUGUAAUCUAAAUACAUAUGAAAACGAAGAAGUGGCAUUUAUCGGGCAGAGAAGCGGCGAGCCAUUAAAAUGGCGGCAAUUUGACGAGAUAUCGAAGGACACAUUAUCGAAGAUAAAAUACACUGCACUGUUUCAAAAGUGGAUGAAACCUUCUUUGAAAUCUUCUUCAGCCAUUUAUGAUUAUGUAAAAGUACAAUAACUGGAUGAUAUUUGCGUGAUUCGGCGAUAAAAAGCAAACAAGACGGCAAAAUAUGGCUGAAAUCGCGUUUUCGUGGGGGGUAAGUGAAAUAGAAUUUAUUAUAUUUAAAGAAAACAAUGACAAUCCUUAUGAAAUCAACAAUAUUUACAUUAAAUUAAGCAUAGUUUUUAACCCCAUGAUAAUUUUUUUUAGGAAAUAAGAAUAUUUAAUUUCUGCCAGGCAUAUUAGUUAUUUUAUGCAUAAUCAGCAAUUUACCUGGGGUGGUGCAUGGUCAUUUUCUUGUAAAAUAUUAUACUUAGACAAAUUUUUCUUCCAAUGACCACCCCUAAAAGCAACCCUUCUAAACACUAUAAGCACUUCAGAAAGACUAUCGCUUUUUGUUUUCUGAAGUUAGAGCUAUGUCGACACUGCCGUUUCAGGGCGGGGUCAUUUUCAGGACUUUCGUCCCGGAUUCAGCUUUUGGCACAUAUGCCAUGUUGACCGCCAUGGUCAUUUUACCCUAAAACAGAUGAGAUUACCUGUGCUAAAUGAAACGCAUACAAACUCAUAUACAGGUCCUAGACUAAAGUGUAAACAGGCCUUAUGUAUUAAAUGUUUUGUUUACAUGCAGUGCAUGUAUGCAUCUGCUAUUUUUAGUGUGUGUGCCAAAAACCAUGCAUUCAACCAUUUCUAUAUUAUUUAUUUCAAUAUUUCGUGCAUGAAAGAUUGAAAAGAUUGUGAUUUCAAUAACGUGUUUAAUGUUUUAACAAAAUCUCAAAUAUAAAGCCUGUUCUAAAAGUCAUAUUUUACAUGCGCCGAAUGCAUUCAAAACAAUGGAUAAUGAGGAUUUCAGCUGAUUAUCUAUUGACGAUUGUUUUGAAUGCAUUCGGCACAUGUAAAACGAGACGUUUAGAACGGGCCUUAUACAUGGAUAGAAAUACAAUUCCCAACAUUAAUACUACGAAUUUUGCUUUGAACAAAAUAUUAAAUAUAAUACACAGCUAGAAACAGCACAAUUCCCAACAUUUAAAAUACUACGAGUUUUGCUUUUGAAAUUUCGACACUACAUUGCAAUGCCAAUGAUAGUUUAAUUAAUUAAAGUGCAAAAACAAGAAAGGUUGACAUUAGUUAAUCAUUGUUGCAUGAUAGUUGCUGGCUAUCAUUGCUCAGGCUCGCCCCAUGAUGCUUAGCAUCUCCCUAGUACAACAUAUUGUCCAAAAUUAGACUGUUCUAAGGGUUUACUUACCAUAAAAUCGUGUACAACUGUUAGACCAACCGGCAGAUUUCAGAUUGUCACCAUAUUGAACCCUUUUUGGUGGCAAAGAUGUUGAGGCGGUUCAACUGCUAUGUGCACCAUACACAUUGGUAUCGAUACAUGAUGAUGUAAGAACUUCUUUGACCCAUCUGGCAACCAUAUCCUUUGAAACAUGACGAUUUGGUUUAACAUAACUAAUUAAUAACUGUGUAUGCUUAUCUCUCAAUUUUGUCCUUCCAAUGUACGGUAUUCUUCCAAAUGUUGCAUGACACAUAUUCUGGGUUCUUCAUUAAAGGAACCAGUUUAAUAGGGUCACUAUGCUUUCCAAUUUUGGUUUGUUUCAAUUUCUGCCAUAUUGUAAUUCGGUAUCGGUCAUCCAUUUUUUGCAUGUGAUUUAUAUCUAUGGUAUGUACAGUUUGGCACCUCUGGCCAGUCAAUAAACACAACAACAUUGUUAACUUCAAGGUAAGCUGUUUCAGAGAUAAAGGUGUGGGAAUACCUAAAUUUUUCAGAUACUCCAAAACUACACUGACAUCCCAAAUCUCAGAAUAUCUUGGCAACGCCAGUCUUAAGUAAAAAAUCCCUUUCAUAGUCUGGCAAAUGGAGGGUGGUCACCAAAUGUUAUUUCAUUCUCCGUUAGCAACAUAGAUAAAGCAGAACAUGCUGUAUUAAUGCUGUAUUAAUUCCACUAUAGCUUGGGUUUACUUUAAACUUGCUAACUAUGAUUGUAAGGUAACACCUCAGAAGGCUUCCCAGCUACAGCAAGACGCACCAAAAUGCUAAAACAGCAAACCAUAAGUAUUAGGGAUGCUGCCAGGAUCAUAGGGAAAAUAGUAUCCAUUUCCCUGGGGUUAUGUAUGGACCCCUCUACUAUAGACAUCUAGAGCAUGAUAACACCCUAGAUUUGAAGCAAAAUCAGGGUAAUUUUGAUGCUAAUAUGACUUUUUCUGCUGAAGUGAGAAAAGAGCUAGAUUGGUGGGUCAGGAACAAUGCUCACCUCGUUUAAACCCAUAGGUCAUGGUCUACCUGACCUAACAAUUACCAUUGAUGCUUCCAAACUAGGGUGGGGGCAACAAUAAACCCUGCCUCAUCUAAUAGAACCACUGUGUCUGCUACAUUAUGUACAUAUUGAUUAUAUGUUUGACCUUUGAGGUAUAGGUCAUCAAUAUGUCCCACAGAAACAUGGCUCUGUUUGUGUAAAUAAGCCAGAAGUGGCUUAAGAAUUUUUGUGAAUUUCCCGGGACAGUAAGACAGGCCAUUGCGUAUGCAAGUGAACCCAUAUGGCCUGCCUCCCCAUUCAAACCGAAGAUAUUUCCUAUGAGCACCAUAAAUUGGUAUCGAAUAGUAGGCGUCCUUUAGAUCAAUGGAGGCCAUGUAACAUUUUUUUACAACAAGUUUAGUUAUAGUAUUUAGGAAGUCAUUUUAAAAUGGUAAUAACUCACAUAUUUGUUAAAUUGUUUUAGGUUAAGUAUUAACUUGUAUGAACCAUCCUUUUUUGGAUGUAAAAAUAUUCCUGAUAGAAUCUGAUUGCUCUGUUCUAACAGGUACUAACCUGUUUCUGAACCAGUUUUUCAAUCUCCUGAUUAAUAAGCAACUGCUCAUGCUUUGUUCUUUUUGGAUCAAAAAGUCUAUGCUGAGUUAGUAAUUCAUCACAUUGAAUUCUCAUACCAACAAUGUCUGAGAGUAUUUCUUUGUCAUUAGUGAGGGCUACCCAUUUUUGAAAAUGGUCAACCACUUGUCCAGCUACAAAUUCAUGACAUCUUUGCUGGAGAUAUAUUACUACAUAUGGCACAAAAUUGACAAAUUUACUUGCCGAGUUUGUAAUAUUCUGCAAUUUCUGCAUUAUUUCCUCCCCCUGGUAGGCCAAGUUUGGCCUUUCCAUAACAAAUCCUUCCCUUGUCUUCGGUAGGGAUUGUUUUGGGUGCUAGUGUGAUUUCCUCUGGAAUACUGUUUCCAACCAGUAUGUUGGGUAACAUUGUGUGUCAUGGUUUUCCCCUAUCCUGCACAAUUCUUUAGCAUCCUGUAAUUUCUUCGGUUUAUUUCAGACAUAUUUGAUCUCUCCUUAGUUGGAAAAGAUUGUGAUUCAUAUGUCCCAGCAAGGGCAAUAGAAUGAACAGUUUCAGCUAACACUGAUUUACUAUCAAUUUGUUAACCUGCCAUAAAGGUAUUGAUAAUUUCAAGGUUAACAAACAGAAGUUUCCUUGCUAUUUGUUGAAAAUUGCCCAACUGCAAGUCAGUUUUCUUUUUCUGAGAGGAGAGCUGCAUCCAAAUCUCUGGGUUUACAAAGACCUCUGUAUCUGUCUCCACAGUUCUCUGGACGUUUAUACUUGGAAAGUAGGGCCUUACCUUUAUCAAACCUCAAUUGUUUCCCCCAACACUUGUUGGCAAUGUUAGCCAAAGGUUGGUUGACACUUUCCUUGGUGUGUUCAUCUUCCUCAAGCUCAUUAGCUAAGUCUUGGAGAAGGUCUGAGUCAGGUUGGUCGUUGACCGCUUUGUUUUGCCCGGUGAGCAAUAAAACGUCCUUCAUCGAGAUCAUUCUGUUCAUUACUGCUUGUGUAAAGGCUAACUUCAUCAUCAUAUUGACAGGACCUGAUUAGCAGCAUCUCGCAUGUUCAAUCUCGCUGUCUUUGCUUUUGUCGAACUAUUUGCUUGCUCUUAGACUAAUGUUGUUCACUGUAGCCAUUUGGCCCAUGUUUUCUCCAAUAGUCUCCAAAGUGUUGCUAAUUUCUCUUGAUUGAACAGAGGCACCUGAAGUAGAUAAUUCACCUGCUUCAGGACAUUCGGAAGUGUGAAAUUCACAUAGUUUUUUUACCCCUGUGAAGGUAGCUGUGGAUUGGGCCUCAGAUUCGGCCUUAGAUUGUGCCUCACAUUCAACUGUAUAGAUGGUUUUCACUCACAUGACCAAGAUCCUAGCAAUGGUUGCUACGCCGCCAUGUUGGUGUACCGUAUUGUCAACAAAGAAAUUAGUAAAUGCUUAUUCUGACAUGGUUUUGUGUUUAAUAGUUGAUUGUGCAAGUAAAUCCGGCCAAGAUAUAAAUAUUUCAUUUUCUUGAGUCCCUUCGGUAUUUACUAAAGAAGGAAAAGAAGCAGAAGAAUUGUCAAAAGAAAGGCGCUUGCGUUGGAUUUCGGCUAUAAGUACAGAUGAGUGUACCGAAAGCACCCUAAAGAACGAUCGUGUAUGUAGCAAACACUCUGUGUCUGGAAAAGCAGCGAAGAGUUGGGACAGAUAUAAUAUGACUGGGUACCCACACUAAAUCUUGGCCAUAACAAGAGUGUACGAACAGCAAAUCUUGAGCAGGCAGAGCAAAGGGGGAAACGAACGAACGAGAAGGAAAGGCUGCGACUAGAACAAGAGAGAGAACACUUGCGUUUGGAAGAAGUCGCAGCAAAGAAGGCCAAGUUAGAAUAUGGAGACAGUCAACCUAUUUCGGAUAUCUGCUUCAGCGAGGCAAGUACACAAACAGAAGAAUUUGAAUAUUCAUUCACCAAACAGCAAUCACAGAGCCCAAUUUCCGAGGAUAAUUUUCGCGUAGCCGAUAGUAAAGUAAGUUUUUAUACUGGACUACCUUCAUUUGAAAUCUUGAGUACAGUUUUCCGUCAAAUAUUGCCAUUUGUAACUCGUAAGACUGUACGAUUGACUCCUUUCGAGGAAUUUGUUUUAACUUUGAUGAAGUUAAGGCUAAAUAUGCCAUUUGAAGAUCUUGCUAACCGGUUUGGAAUUUCUGUACCUACUGUUUCAAGAAUUUAG